CUGCCACAAAGAUUGCCCGCCGGGAGAACAGCGCGUCGAAUACGAUAACACAGACAGGUGCUGCGAAUGUGUACCAGUCACAACACCCGUCUCAACAACAGUGACAAGCCCAAGCACAACAGAAGUCUGCAGGGAUCCAUAUUAUCAUGAUGAUCAACCAACAUGCUGCAUGCAUGUGGCGCAGUGUUCAGUGCCGCCAGAGUACUCAGGAUCAGAUUACUGCAAUGCUUGCAAACCGCCCAAGGUUUUCAAUGGCACUCACUGUGUCCCACCACUCGAGUGCCUCUGCUACGAUGAAACUGGUUAUCACAAGCCCUUCGAUAAAUGGGAUGAUCCAAAUCAAGAAUGCAGCGAGUGUGUCUGUUUCAACAAUGCAAUCUCCUGUUAUCCAAAGAUCUGCCCAACGGUGUCUUGCGAGAAUCCCAUUACUCCUGAUGGCGAGUGCUGUCCUUAUUGUCCAGGUAGGGAUAGGUUUACACCAGUGGGAAUAGAAUGA
Acanthaster planci (crown-of-thorns starfish) is the source of this 496-nucleotide messenger RNA. RefSeq lists its product as uncharacterized. Gene Ontology annotation, molecular function: protein binding. NCBI's taxonomy places the organism in Eukaryota, Metazoa, Echinodermata, Asteroidea, Valvatida, Acanthasteridae. The record is from RefSeq and is a predicted model, not a curated record.